Messenger RNA from Raphanus sativus (radish), 1372 nucleotides. RefSeq names its product probable protein phosphatase 2C 14. Gene Ontology annotation, molecular function: protein serine/threonine phosphatase activity; cation binding. Bases 122 to 1291 code for a protein of 389 amino acids. The transcript has 3 exons. The record is from RefSeq and is a predicted model, not a curated record. Gene Ontology annotation, biological process: protein dephosphorylation. NCBI's taxonomy places the organism in Eukaryota, Viridiplantae, Streptophyta, Magnoliopsida, Brassicales, Brassicaceae.
CCGCCCCACAUUUUGUUUGUAGCCGUUGCGUUGCUCUUCCUUUCACAAUAUAUGUUUACACUAACUAAGCACAUCAGAAGAAAGAAACAAAAAAAAAAACGGCUUGACUUUUUCUUCUGCCAUGGAAACUAGACUAAGCAGCACGGUCCCAAAGCUUCCGUCUUUGAAGAGAAAGAGACCUCCCCAGAUAGAAAUCCCAAACAUCCUCCAAGAAAUCCAAACCGAUGACCUCAGAUUCAGAGACUCAGCUCACGGAAACGACGCCACCGUGUGCUCCGGAGGAAACGGGUUCGGUGUUGUCUCCAGAAAGGGGAAGAAGAAGUUCAUGGAAGACAGUCACAGAGUUGCUGUCGGAACCUCAAACACGAGCUUCUUUGGAGUUUAUGAUGGGCAUGGAGGUGGUAAAGCUGCAGACUUUGUAGCUGAGAAUCUGCACAAACAUGUUCUUGAGAUGGUGAAGGAUUGUAAGGAUAAAGGAGAAGCCUUUAAAGCUGCUUAUUUGAGGACUGAUCGUGAUUUCUUAGAAGAGGGUGUAGUGAGUGGUGCCUGCUGUGUUACAGCUUUGAUACAGAACCGGGAGAUGAUUGUCUCUAAUUUGGGAGAUUGUAGAGCUGUUCUUUGCCGUGGUGGAGUUGCUGAGGCUCUUACGACUGAUCACAGAGCAGGGAGAGACGAUGAACGUGAAAGAAUUGAGAAUCAGGGAGGUUAUGUGGAGUUUCAUCGAGGGGCAUGGCGAGUUCAUGGGAUACUAGCUAUCUCCAGGAGCAUUGGAGAUGCACAUUUGAAGAAAUGGGUGGUUGCUGAACCUGAGACAAGGAUAUUCGAUUUGGAACAAGAUAUGGAGUUUCUUGUCUUAGCUUCUGAUGGGCUUUGGGAUGUGGUUAGUAAUCAAGAAGCGGUUGACACGGUGUUGACUGUAAAAGCUCAGAGAAAGACGCCUAGAGAAAGCGAGGAGGAUGAGAGUUUGUCCAAGGGGCUUGUUAAUGUAAGUCCAUCUUCAAAACUCCGGCGAGUUUCGCUUGUCAAGCAACGUAAGGAGCUCUUGCCAGUUCAAUCUCCCAGAUGUGCAAAACCAUACCACUCAGAGAAUGAAUCACCAACCUACCAUGAAGUUGGGAGUCCACCUCCAAAGUCAAGGAAGAUCACCGCGUUGAAGCGGGUAAAGAUGAAGAAGUCUGAGUCUUGUUGGGCCAAGGAAGCUUCCAAAGAGCUUGUGAACCUUGCUGUUAGUAGAGGUAGUAUGGAUGAUAUCACAGUGGUCAUUGUAGAUCUCAACCACUACAAAUGCUGAAAAGCCUCAUCACUCCCUUCACAUAUACCUCUCUAUGCUUGUAUUCUAUGUUUGUUUCAUGUAAAUGCUUGUUGACAAUGA